Molecule: messenger RNA, 1706 nt
Organism: Betta splendens (Siamese fighting fish)
Lineage: Eukaryota; Metazoa; Chordata; Actinopteri; Anabantiformes; Osphronemidae
Gene: spag6
Product: sperm associated antigen 6
Exons: 11
Coding region: 150-1673 (507 amino acids)
Biological process (GO): filopodium assembly; sperm axoneme assembly; neuron projection extension
Cellular component (GO): acrosomal vesicle; axoneme; microtubule cytoskeleton
Molecular function (GO): microtubule binding
Source: RefSeq, a predicted model, not a curated record
GGCUUCCUGUGUGUUGCCACGGCGACGUUUAACAACAACGGUUAAACACAGACCUGGCACCGAGGAAUUCAACGUUCUCUCCGCGAUAACAAACGCACCGGAAGAGGCGGAAAGGAAUAAAUCGCCAGUCAGCGUAAAGGAGAGCAACGAUGAGUCAACCACAGAUUAUCCAGGUUUUCGAGCAGUACCAGAAAGCGAGGAUGCAGUUUGUGCAAAGUGUCGCGCUGCUGGCAGUCAGGCCCCACAACACAGGCGGCCUCCAGAACGUUGGUGUGAUGGCCCUGCUGCGGCCCCUGCUGCUGGACGUGGUUCCCAAAGUCCAGCAGACGGCCGUGCUGGCUCUGGGCCGCCUGGCGGACCACAGCGAGGACCUGGCCCGGGUUCUGGUGAAGGAGGACGUCCUGCCGCCGCUGGUCCACUCUCUGGCCUCGCAGAACAGGUUUUACAAGAAGGCGGCCGUGUUUGUGCUGCGCGCGGUGGCCAAACACUCCCCGGAGCUGGCCCAGGCCGUGGUGGCCUGCGGGGGCGCCGACGCCCUGGUUCUGUGCCUGGAGGAGUUCGACCCCGGGGUGAAGGAGGCCGCGGCCUGGGCGCUGGGAUUCAUCGCGCGCCACAACGCACCGCUGGCGCAGAGCGUGGUGGACGCGGGCGCCGUGCCCCUGCUGGUGCUGUGUCUGCUGGAGCCCGAGAUUGCCAUUAAACGCAUCGCGGCCUCCACCAUCAGCGACGUGGCCAGACACACGCCGGAGCUGGCGCAGAGCGUGGUGGACACCGGCGCCGUCCCACAUCUGGCACAGAUGAUGCUGAAUCCAGAUGCAAAGCUCAAAAGGCAGGUCCUCUCGGCCCUCUGUCAGAUCAGCAAACACUCGGUGAGCCUGGCUGAGAUGAUAAUAGAGGCGGACGUCUUCCCUGCUGCCAUGUCCUGCCUCAAAGACCCCGAUGUGUAUGUGAGGAAGAACGUCACCACCCUGAUGAGGGAGGUGGUGAAGCACACGCCAGAGUUGUCCCUGAUGAUUGUGAACUGCGGUGGAGUGGCCGCGGUCGUCGACUACCUGGGCGACUGCCGUGGAGACCUGCGGCUGCCCGGGAUCAUGAUGCUGGGAUAUGUCGCCGCUCACAGCGAGAGCCUGGCCAUGGCAGUCAUCCUGUCCAAGGGGGUGCCCCAGCUGGCCGUGUGCCUGUCGGAGGAACCGGAGCCUCACGUCAAGGCGGCCACGGCCUGGUCCAUCGGGCAGAUAGGGCGUCACACCCCGGAGCACGCUGCGGCCGUGACCAGGGCCAACCUGCUGCCCAAGCUGCUGGAGCUCUACGUGGACGCGGCGAGUUCGGAGGACCUGCAGGCCAAAUGUAAGAAGGCUCUGAAGAGCGUGCUUCAGAUGUGCACAUACCUGCCAGAGCUAGAGUCUCUGCUCUACGAUGCACCAAGCAACAUCCUGAAGCAUGUGGUCUGUCAGCUGAGCAAGGUGUUGCCUCAUGACAGCAAGGCUCGCCGACUGUUCGUCUCUAGCGGGGGUCUGAAAAAGCUGCAGGAGAUCACGGCCGAGCCCGGCUCAGCGCUACAGGAGCACAUCAACACCAUAAACAACUGUUUCCCCGAAGAGAUAGUCCGCUAUUAUUCCCCCGGCUACCCUGAGGCGCUGUUGGAGAGGGUCGAAAACUACCAGCCAGCCUGACUUGUUAAAUAAAGUUAAGUUUUCACAUUUAAA